ACGGAUUUGAUGAGCAAGCAAUUUUUGCUAUCAUAACUGUAUAAAUGUUAAAACAGCAAAAGAUGCACUGGUUGCUGAUUUUCACUGUUCUCUUACAACAUUCAGCUGAUCCAGUUGUAGCUCAAGAUUGUAAUAAUAAUGGUUAUACCGGUGAUGUUAUAUUACUAUUUGAUGAUUCGGAGAGUACACUAUUCGUAGUUAAUGAUACUAAAGUGUAUGCACCACCAUUAGUGGCCUUUCUUAAACAGGCUAUCAGUAUUUUCACUUCUUUUGGUCACCAUGUUGCUCUGGUGUCUUUCAGUUCAACAAGUUCUGUUGUCAAUUCUUUCACAAAUGAUGAAGCACAACUGACAACAUCCAUAGAUAACUUUCAACCUUCUUAUAAGGGUUCAAAUUUAAACAUAGGUGUGAAUGUCAGCAGCGAACUUUUUAAUACGGACGGUAGAAGUGGUUUGCCAAAAUUAUUGACGAUAAUAACAGAUGGAAUUUCGACAGAACCCCAGCUUACCUUGCAAGAAAUAAGCAAAUUGAAGCAGAACGGAAUUCCGGUGCUGGCAUUGCCUUUUCUCCUAUCAGAAACAACAGAAUUAUCAAAUUUAGUGUCGGACUCAACUCAAGAUAUAUUUCCAUUGGAUGGAGCAAAUUUAGAUUUAUCAAAUAAUCUUUGUUCAAUCUUUAUUGCGGACUUCAUAGAUGGUUUGGACAUUGAGGAAUCUUUACUUAUUGUUAAAAUUCAACCCUCCUUCGCGCUCUGCAAAUAG
This is a messenger RNA of Lottia gigantea (owl limpet), 761 nucleotides long. RefSeq lists its product as hypothetical. The transcript is spliced from 5 exons. The coding region runs from base 45 to 761 and encodes 238 amino acids. The record is from RefSeq and is a predicted model, not a curated record. Lineage: Eukaryota; Metazoa; Mollusca; Gastropoda; Lottiidae.